CGACUUUAGGGUAAUAUGUUGAUUUGUGUCCGACUCUGAGCAAUAUUUAAGCCACAAAGGCAGACUUAUCUGGUGUCUUAUCUGGUGGCUGAGACGCGACUACAUUUCCCAUCAGCCCCGUGGGGCGCAUCAAUAUUCCUUCUUCAGUGCCGUUUUCUUGGUUUGCAGCUGGAUCAGCUGGAUGAACGCGCGACUGCGCAGCAGCAAAAGUCUUGAGGGGGAAAUCGAGUUGCGAGUUUUUCUUUGAAAACGUUGGAUUAUACGUCUCAUUUUCCAUAAAGGUCUAUUUAAAGUAUUUUGAUUUCUUUUCUGUAUUUUUUCUGUUCCUCAGUGAGUCUAAACUUUGGAUAAUUUAGAUAAAAAGAGCUUAAAGCAUACAUUUUGGGGGGUUUCGGUUUAAAUUCGGUAUUAGAUCACCUGUACAUGCCGACAGGAGUGUGUGUGUACUGGAGCAGUGUGUGAGCUCAGCAUCAGACUGUCGCUUCAGUUGGACAGACGAGGAUCCGGUGCCAACGCCUUUCCCCCCUCUCUCUCUCUCUCUCUCCGCUUCUCGGCUGGGAAACUUCAGCUCGCUCCGACCGACCCAAGGGCUCGUUUGACGGCGUUUCCUUUCAACUCAUGAGCUGCUGAAACUCCGAUCCGACACUAAAGCAGUUGUUAGAGAGUGAAAAUGGGCUGCACGAUCAGCGCCGAGGACAAAGCUGCGGUGGAGAGGAGUAAAAUGAUUGAUAAAAACCUGCGGGAAGACAGAGAGAAAUCCUCCAGAGAAGUUAAACUGCUUCUGCUCGGUGCUGGGGAAUCUGGGAAAAGCACAAUAGUAAAGCAGAUGAAAAUCAUUCAUGAAGAUGGCUACUCAGAAGAGGAGUGUAAGCAGUACAAAGUGGUGGUGUACAGCAACACCAUCCAGUCCAUCAUGGCCAUCAUCAGGGCCAUGGGCCGGUUAAAGAUCGAUUUUGGGGAUGCUGCACGGGCAGACGAUGCCCGUCAGUUGUUUGUCCUGGCGAGCUCAGCGGAGGAGGGCGUGAUGUCAUCAGAGCUGACCGGUGUGAUUCAGAGGCUGUGGGUCGAUGCCGGAGUUCAGACGUGCUUCGAUCGAUCACGAGAGUAUCAGCUCAACGACUCUGCUGCAUACUACCUGAAUGACCUGGACAGGAUCUGUCAGCCGAACUACAUCCCGACUCAGCAGGAUGUGCUGCGUACACGUGUGAAAACCACUGGCAUCGUGGAAACUCACUUCACCUUCAAAGAUCUCUACUUCAAGAUGUUUGAUGUCGGGGGUCAGCGCUCGGAGAGGAAGAAGUGGAUCCACUGUUUUGAGGGAGUCACAUCUAUCAUUUUCUGUGUCGCACUCAGUGACUAUGACCUCGUCUUGGCUGAGGAUGAGGAGAUGAACCGGAUGCAUGAAAGCAUGAAGCUUUUCGACUCCAUCUGCAACAACAAGUGGUUCACACUCACCUCCAUCAUCCUCUUCCUCAACAAGAAGGACUUGUUUGAAGAGAAGAUCAGCAAGAGUCCGCUCACUAUCUGCUACCCUGAUUACACAGGUGGGCACUCAUACGAAGAGACCGCAGCUCAUAUCCAGUGCAAGUUUGAGGACUUAAACAAACGAAAGGACACCAAGGAGAUCUACACCCACUUCACUUGUGCCACAGACACCAAGAAUGUGCAGUUUGUGUUUGACGCUGUCACCGACAUCAUCAUCAAGAUAAACCUGACAGAGAUCGGGCUCUACUAAAGCUUCAGGCCCUGCAGGUGUCAGGAGCAGAAUCAGGACUUCUCGGCUUGUCUGCAGAGGGUAAAUUAGAAAGUAGGUGUUACUAAGGACUGAGUUGAUGGCCUCGCUACAUGUAGGACCUAAAUUCCACAAUUUGGGGACUUGAUGCUACAAAUACUUAUGUCUUAAUAGAUGUUACAAUGCAGAGCGUACUGGGUGGUAAGUUGGGGACGCUUGUGAAAUGAUUACUGUGAGUCCUGUCAUAUAUAAGACCUUUGGAUCAGUCGGGCGCUGGCAGGUAAAGCCCCUCGGAUGUCUCUGACACAUUUAUAUUUUUUCUGUCAUAUGUACAAGGACCAAAACGGACUGCCUGUUCAUCAAAUCCAUCACUGCAUUUCACAGUUUCACAGCUGAUAUGUAAAUUCUGUUCACUAUUUUUCUGUUGCAUCUUCUCUUCGCUUAAGUCUGUUUCACAUUGCUUUUAUUGAAUGUUUGCCUUUGGUAUAUUUUAAUCUUUGAGUUGCAAUUAUAUAGUGUUCCACUUUUGGAUGUGUGAAUGCAAUAACUUAUGUAUGGAGAAGUGUUUUGUGUGGGAAGUUUUAAUGUAUAUAAUGUAACCUUUUGGGUCUGGGAUUAGUUAGAAAGAGUGUAAUGAACUCAGUAGCAACACCGCUGUCUACAUAGUUAAUUAUUAACUAGACAACAUUGUAUUGAACAAUAUUUUUAUACAUGAGACACAUCACUGCAAAUCUAUUUCUAGAGGGAUAUCUUGAUUUCCCUGUGUGUGUGUGUGUUUUUCCAUAGGAGAUUUACUACAACUAAUAUUAUUCACUCAGUGGACGUCAGUAUAGAAUUAUCUUUUUUUUUUUUUCAAGGUUUUUUUUUUUUUUUAAUCCUAUGGAUAUCAGUGAAGAUAUAUAAACACAUUAAACAUAAAAAGUGGGAUAGCUUGAACUAGCCAGAGGCUGUAUGUUUUCUUUGGCUACAGCCAUCACAUAGUACUGAGGAUGUCUAUUGCUGAUAUAAACAGAAUACUGUAGUGGAGCACUGUUUGGGUUAUAUCUGGCACUUCCUGCACAGAGAAAUCAUGCGAGAGAACAUUCUUCAAGGUUCAAUCUAGUUUUCUGUACAUUGCUGCGGUUGUAAUGGUUCAUUUUUAACAUCAUUAAAUGAUGGCACAAA
This is a messenger RNA of Centropristis striata (black sea bass), 2896 nucleotides long. RefSeq names its product guanine nucleotide binding protein (G protein), alpha inhibiting activity polypeptide 3 (gene gnai3). Bases 671 to 1735 code for a protein of 354 amino acids. Gene Ontology annotation, cellular component: heterotrimeric G-protein complex. Gene Ontology annotation, molecular function: GTPase activity; GTP binding; G protein-coupled receptor binding. The record is from RefSeq and is a predicted model, not a curated record. NCBI's taxonomy places the organism in Eukaryota, Metazoa, Chordata, Actinopteri, Perciformes, Serranidae. The transcript is spliced from 9 exons. Gene Ontology annotation, biological process: adenylate cyclase-modulating G protein-coupled receptor signaling pathway.